This is a messenger RNA of Paramecium sonneborni, 995 nucleotides long. NCBI's taxonomy places the organism in Eukaryota, Ciliophora, Oligohymenophorea, Peniculida, Parameciidae. The record is from the annotation of a GenBank genome assembly.
AAAGAAUUUAGUUGUUUUAAUUAAUGGAUAAUUUAGCUUAACUUGAAGCUUUAGACAGUUCAACAGUAAAUACAACUCAAUCCGAUUAAGCUACAGCAAAUAAUACUAUGAACACAGUUUUUGGAAAUGAAUUGGUUCGCUCUAAUUCAAGUCCUAAAGUCUAACCUUUUAGUGGAAAACCAUUUAAAAUUGGAGUAAUCUAUAUUAAAAUCAUUUAGAUUUGUGGUGGUCACUCUUCAGGAAAAGCUUUACUAACUGAAAAAUUGAUGAAUGAACUAUAAUCAUUAGGGUUUUUAGUUAGUGUAGUUAAACAAGAUAACUUUGAUGUAGACAGCGAUGAUUUCGAUCAUUUGUAUUUUUUUAAUUAAUCAUCCUAGUAAACAAAAUUCUGAUCCACUUAAUAAUGUGCCUUAUGUAAAUAAUUAAGAUUAUCAAAAAUUUUUGGUAUAUAUUAUUAUACUAAUGUUUAGACGACAGCCAUCAAUACUCUAUUGACUACUAGAGACAAAAAUGUUAUAAUAAUUGAAGGAACUUUGAUUUUGUAUGAUAGAUAUUUAAGAGAUUUGCUUGAUUUGAAGAUAUUCUUACAUCAUGAUCAAGAUGUGAGAUUAUCAAGAAAAAGUAUUUAAAUUUUAAUUAAACUUUUAGUAUAUAAGGAAGUAUAUACUAAACAUAAAGAUGUAGAGAAAGUUAUUCAUAAUUACUUAAAUAGAUUAAAACCUCUUUAUGAAUCAAUAAUAAAGCCCACUGAGUAGUAUGCUGAUAUCAUUAUACCUAAAUUUGGAGGAGAGUUUUCAUUAAAAUCAGAAGAAUAUUUAGGAACAUAAAUACAAGCAGGAUUUGAUAAAGUUAAUCCUAACAUUUUAAAUUUGCUUGUAAAGAUUGCAAAAGCCAAUAUUUUAGGAGGUGACAAACUUGAAAAACUAGACAAGGUUCAAACACCCACAAAAUGAUUUAUAUAUGUAUUUAUUAUAAAUGUUAUCUGAGAUUCUUAG